AAGCCAUGAAGUUUCUGGAAAGCUCCGAAAUGGAUGUUUUUUCGCAGACACUCGUUACGGGAGCAAUCGAUUGUGUUAUUGAUUUCAAAUUAGAAACGUAUUCGUCGAAAAUGGUUACUAGCGAAAAGAAACAAUGGAAAUCGAACGAUAAAUCUGUGAUAUGGGGUGAACGCCAGCCUCUAGGAUCUUACGAGGAAAUGGUGAUGAGUGCAUCGCCCAGUGUUGGUCACAAUCAUCGGCUUCGCCAUUUAUCGGAACGCUCGUGCUCAGGAGGAUCAGACAACGAUUUCGACGUGAAUGACUACCUGAUAAAAGACUCAAUUUCGCGAAAGAAAUUGUAUGAUCUGACUCAAGUUCUGAACUGUUCGUUUCCGGAUCACGAUUUCAGUAAUGCCAACAGUGAAGCGUUUGCUCUCGUCAAUUAUUCGGACCUGAGCCGUCUCGUUGAUAUGAAGCUUGAGACAAUUGUCAGAGACUAUCACGUGAGAAGAGAAGAGCUAUGGGGAAUUAUUGAUGAGGCAAUUGUGCCCGGUGACUGUCAAAUAUACAGCUUCAAGUCCCAAUUCGAAGACGAUCCGUUUACCGAAGACGGUUGCAUUUGGGCACUUGCCUUCAUUUUCUACAACAAAGGACUCAAACGUUUUGUUCUUCUCACAAUUCGUUGCCUAUCGAAACAAGCCGACACGUCCAUCGAAAUUUUCCCCGAUUUCAGUGAAGACGAGGCGGAACCACAAGAGAAAUAGAGUGCAGAUUAUUCAUGUAGAACGCUUAGAAUAGACUAAUAUUCAAGGCGAUAUAGUAUUAGUCUUGCCGGCCAAGCCUCUUUCCCUCUUGUAGUUCUUCUCUUGUAAAUAGAUUCCAUUUCUCAUCAAUCCUCAACCUCCUCCUUCACCUCUCGAGUUCGCAUUUAAUUUGCCACUUCCCACACACCUACCGCUAGAUUAAAGGAACAAAUACUUCGAUUCUCAUUCCUUUUCGUGGCUCGUAGAUAUCAAUUUUCACAAAAACCGCAUCAUAAAUACAUAAAAUUGUUUUUUUU
Molecule: messenger RNA, 1039 nt
Organism: Caenorhabditis elegans
Lineage: Eukaryota; Metazoa; Nematoda; Chromadorea; Rhabditida; Rhabditidae
Gene: mafr-1
Product: Repressor of RNA polymerase III transcription MAF1
Exons: 4
Coding region: 6-743 (245 amino acids)
Biological process (GO): negative regulation of transcription by RNA polymerase III
Cellular component (GO): nucleus
Source: RefSeq, marked reviewed